Manis javanica (Malayan pangolin) is the source of this 4546-nucleotide messenger RNA. The record is from RefSeq and is a predicted model, not a curated record. Lineage: Eukaryota; Metazoa; Chordata; Mammalia; Pholidota; Manidae.
AUGGGGAAAGACAGACUACCUUGUUCAUGUCCCAUGCUCUUUCUCCUUGUCCUGUUUUCUGCCAGCCCCUCAGACUCGGCAGAACCGCAGUAUAUGGUGCUGGUCCCCUCCCUGCUCCACACGGGGACCCCUGAGAAGGGCUGCCUCCUUCUGAGCCACCUGAAUGAGACAGUGACUGUAAGCGCUUCCCUGGCGUCGGUCAGGGAGAACCGGAGCCUCUUGAAUCUCUUCACCCACCUGGUGGCAGAGAAAGACUUAUUCCACUUCAUUGUUCUUUAGCUGCCAAGGAUCUCAGCUUCUUCAGAGGUGGUGUUCCUCACUGUCCAGAUAAAGGGACCAACACAGGACUUCAGGAAGAGGAACACAGUGCUGGUAAAGAACGCUGAAAGUCUGGUCUUUGUCCAGAAGGACAUACCCAUCUAUAAACCAGGACAGACAGUAAAAUUCCGUGUUGUUUCUGUGGAUGAAAAUUUUCACCCCCUGAAUGAACUGAUUCCACUGGUAUAUCUUGAGGACCCAAAAAGAAAUCGAACUGGACAAUGGCAGAGUCUCCAGUUGGAGCAUGGCCUCCAAGAGCUGGCCUUUCCCCUCUCAUCAGAACCCCUUCAGGGCUCCUACAAGGUGGUGGUGCAGAAGGAAGCAGGUGGAAGAAUAGAGCACCCCUUCGCUGUGGAGGAAUUUGUGCUUCCCAAGUUUGAGGUCAAAGUUCAGGUGCCAAAAAUAAUCAGUAUCCUGGAUGAAAAAGUGAACAUAUCAGUAUGUGGGAUAUACACCUACGGGAAACCUGUCCCAGGACUUGCAACUGUGAGCAUGUGCAGAAAAUUACUUUAUGCUCCUAAUUGUCAAAAACAAGAGUUCUGUGAAGAAUUCAACCAACAGCUCAGCAGCAGCGGCUGCAUCACCCACGAAGUAAAAACCAACUUGCUCCAGAUUAAAAAUGCAGGUUAUGAAAUGAAACUUAGAGUGGAAGCCAAGAUCAAAGAAGAGGGAACAGAUGUCGUAUUCACUGGAAAUGGAACCAGUGAAAUUACAAACAUUGCCACCAGACUCAAGUUCCUGAAAGUGGAUUCACACUUUAGACGAGGUGUCCCCUUCUUCGGACAGGUGCUCCUGGUGGAUAGGAAAGGUGUGCCCAUCCCCAACAAACUCAUCUUCAUCUCCUCCAAGGAAGCCCAUUACCUUCACAAUGCAACUACCAAUGAGCAGGGUCUUGUACAGUUUUCAAUCAAUACCACCAGUAUCUUGGCUAACAAAUUUUAUAUCAUGGUGCACCACGUGCAACCCAACUUCUGUUUUCACCAUGUGUGGGCACGGGAAGAACACCAGGGAGCUCAGCACGUCGCAAGUCACGUUUUCUCCUUAAGCGGGAGUUACGUUCACUUGGAGCCUGUGGCUGGUACUCUGCCCUGUGGCCAAACUCAUAUCACGCAGGUGCACCACAUACUCAGUGGGCAGGCCGCUGGGGAGAUCAAGGAGCUCCUUUUCUAUUACCUGAUCAUGGCUAAGGGAGACAUCAUCAGAUCCGGAACAUACACCCUGCCCAUCCUGCCAGGGGACAUGAGAGAGAGUUUUUCCUUAUCCUUCCCUGUGGAGUCAGACAUUGCUCCCAUUGCACGACUGUUCAUCUUCACCAUUUUACCAGAUGGAGAAGUGAUUGGAGACUCAGAGAGAUUUGAGAUUGAAAACUGUCUAGCCAACAAGGUGGGUUUGCACUUCAACCCAGCACGCAGCCUCCCCGCCUCGCCCGCCCACCUGCGCGUCACAGCCUCCCCUGGCUCCCUCUGCGCCCUGCGCGCAGUGGACCAAAGCGUGCUGCUCCUGCGGCCCGAGGCUGAGCUCUCGGCGGCCCGGGUAUAUAGUCUUCUGACUAUGAAGGAUCUCAUUGAUUUCCCUGAAAAUUUAGACCAGCAGGAGGAAGAACAAGCCAGCUGUACCCAUCCUUAUCUCAUCCACAAUGGGGCCAUCUAUACUCCCUUAGCAAGUCAUGAUGAAGAAGAUAUAUAUAGCCUCCUAAAGGGUAUGGGAUUAAAGGUGUUCACCAACUCUAAAAUCCAAAAAAUGCAUUCAUGCUCAGUUACUGAUCUACCUGCAGAAACGGGAGGACAAAUAUGGCAUGGAGGUGGAGGAAUGGCAAGGAGUUCAUAUGCUCCUCAAUUCGACAUGUAUGGUAUAACAGCUGCAAAUAACAUACAAAGUCCAGAGCCAAUCUCUGAAACUGUGAGAACUUAUUUUCCUGAGACCUGGAUCUGGGAAUUGGUGGUGGUGGACUCCUCAGGUGUGGCGAAAGUCAGAGUAACAGUCCCUGAUACCAUCACUGAGUGGAACACAGGGGCUCUCUGCCUUUCCAAUAACACCAGACUUGGUCUAUCUCCGACUGCCUCUCUCCAAGCCUUCCAGCCCUUCUUUGUGGAACUCACAAUGCCCUACUCUGUGAUCCACGGAGAGGCCUUCACACUCAAGGCCACUGUCCUAAACUACCUUCCCAAAUGCAUCCAGGUCAGCGUACAACUGAAAAACUCUUCAGCCUUCCUUCAAUCCGAAAAUGAAAAGGGAAAAGAAUCCUAUUGCAUCUGUGCAAAUGAGAGACAAACUUUGUCUUGGACAAUAACUCCUAAAACUCUAGGGAAUGUGAACUUCUCGGUGAGCACAGAGGCAGUGCACCCUCUUGAGCUGUGUGGAAAUGAGGUUGCUGACGUCCCUGAGAUUGGGAGGAAAGACACCAUCAUCAAGACCUUGUUGGUGGAGCCUGAAGGUAUUGAGCAAGAAAAGACUUUCACCUCUAUGACCUGUGCUUCAGGUACUGAAAUAUCUGAGCAGUUAUCCCUGAAGCUCCCUGCAAAUGUGGUCAGAGAAUCUGCCAGAGCCUCUUUCUCAGUUUUGGGUGACAUACUAGGUUCUGCUAUGCAAAAUAUACAGAAUCUCCUCCACAUGCCCUACGGCUGUGGAGAACAGAACAUGGUCCUCUUUGCUCCUAAUAUCUAUGUCUUGAACUAUCUGAAUGAAACUCAACAGUUGACUCCAGAGAUCAAGUCCAAGGCCAUUAGCUAUCUCAUCAGUGGUUACCAGAGACAGCUGAACUACAAACACCAGGAUGGUUCCUAUAGCACCUUUGGGGAGCAAUACAGCAGGAAUCAGGGCAACACUUGGCUCACGGCCUUCGUAUUGAAGACUUUCGCCCAGGCUCGAACCUACAUCUUCAUCGAUGAAGCACACAUUACCCAAGCCCUCGCCUGGCUCUCCCGAAAGCAGAAGGACAAUGGCUGUUUCAGGAGCUCUGGGUCACUGCUCAACAAUGCCCUUACGGGAGGAGUAGACGAUGAAGUGACCCUCUCUGCCUAUGUUACUGUUGCCUUUCUGGAGAUUCCUCUUCCAGUCACCCACCCUGUUAUUCGCAGUGCCCUGUUCUGCCUUGAGUCUGCCUGGAACACAGCAAAGGAGGGCACCCAUGGGAGCCAUCGCUACACCAAGGCACUGCUGGCCUAUGCGUUUGCCCUAGCAGGAAACCAAGAUAGAAAGAGAGAAAUACUGAGCGCUCUUGCUGAGGAAGCUGUGAAAGAAGACAACUCAGUCCACUGGGAGCGAACUCAGAAACCCAGGGCAGCAGUGGGGUCUUUUAAGCAGCCCCGGGCUCCCUCCGCGGAGGUGGAGAUGACGUCCUACGUGCUCCUCACUUACCUCACGGCCCAGCGCCCGGCCCCAGAGGACCUGACCUCUGGAACGCACACUGUGAAGUGGAUCACAAAGCAACAGAAUUCCCAUGGGGGCUUCUCCUCCACCCACGACACAGUGGUGGCUCUCCAUGCCCUGUCCAGAUACGGAGCAGCCACUUUCACCAGGACUGGGAAGGCUGCACAGGUGACCAUUCAGAGGUCACGCACCGUUUCCCAAAACUUCCAAGUGGACAGCAGCAGCCGCCUGCUGCUACAGCAGAUCCCGUUGCCAGAGCUGCCCGGGGAAUACAGCGUAACAGUGACUGGGGAGGGAUGCGUAUAUCUUCAGACGUCCAUGAAAUACAAUAUUCUUCCCGAGAAGGAGGACUCCCCAUUUGCUCUGAAGGUGUGGACUCUGCCCCAAACUUGUGAUGGACCCAAGGCCCACACCGGCUUCCAGGUCUCACUGAAUGUCAGUUACACAGGGAGCCACCCAGUCUCCAAUAUGGUGAUUGUUGAUGUAAAGAUGGUAUCUGGUUUUAUUCCCUUGAAACCAACAGUAAAAAUGCUUGAAAGAUGUAGCCAUGUGAGCAGGACAGAUAUGAGCAAUAACCACGUCCUCGUUUACAUGGAACAGGUGACAAAUCAGACACUAAGCUUUUCCUUCAUGGUUCUGCAAGACAUUCCAGUAAGAGAUCUAAAGCCAGCAACUAUUAAAGUCUACGAUUACUAUGAGACAGACGAGACUGCUGUUGCUGCGUACUCCGCCCCCUGCAGCGUAGAUGCAGAGCAUGGAAAUGCUUGAGGACUAUAUUUAGGCCAAGUAUUUUGCUGGGUUCCCUGUCCUAUACUUCCAUUUAGAAGGAAUGGAGUUGUUUUGCUCUGUAAAACUGACA